This is a messenger RNA of Solea senegalensis (Senegalese sole), 1574 nucleotides long. It is a transcript of the gene snx12, whose product is annotated as sorting nexin 12. Gene Ontology annotation, molecular function: phosphatidylinositol-3-phosphate binding. Bases 212 to 694 code for a protein of 160 amino acids. Lineage: Eukaryota; Metazoa; Chordata; Actinopteri; Pleuronectiformes; Soleidae. Gene Ontology annotation, cellular component: early endosome membrane; retromer complex. The transcript has 6 exons. The record is from RefSeq and is a predicted model, not a curated record. Gene Ontology annotation, biological process: endocytic recycling; late endosome to Golgi transport.
ACGUAUUUUUUCAGAUUCCAGAAGGGUAGGGCGCAGGGCGGCUGGCCCCCGCAAGAAAACACGGAUACGAGUCAGCUACUUCCUUAGCUGAACCGAUCGGCUCCCACAAUCGAUUGAUGUCUUUUUCAGAUGAGAUUUAGGAUUUCGCCGUGCAUUUAGCUGGUUUGACGCUAAUUCGCAGUUGGUAGUCCCGAGAUCACAACUCGACAAAAUGACAGACUCCACGGUGGCCGACACUCGCCGGUUGAAUUCCAAGCCCCAGGACCUGACGGAUGCUUACGGUCCCCCCAGCAAUUUUUUGGAAAUAGACGUAUUUGACCCACAGAUCGUUGGAGUCGGACGGACCCGCUACACAACAUACCAAGUUCGCAUGAGGACAAACCUCCCCAUUUUCAAACUGAAGGAUUCCUGUGUGCGAAGAAGAUACAGUGACUUUGAGUGGUUAAAGAAUGAGCUGGAAAGAGACAGUAAGAUUGUAGUACCACCUCUGCCGGGCAAAGCACUGAAGAGGCAGUUGCCAUUUCUAGGAGGGGAAGGCCUUUUUGAGGAGUCCUUCAUUGAGGAACGACGAUCGGGCCUGGAGCAGUUCAUCAACAGAAUUGCAGGUCACCCCUUGGCCCAGAAUGAGCGCUGUCUUCACAUGUUUCUGCAGGAAGAGAGCAUUGACCGUAACUACAUUCCCGGAAAAGUAUGAAUGAAACAGGCUGCUGCACCUGCCCCCUCCCGAGUACUUUUAUUUCUACGUCACGUCAUUAAUAAAGCUGGUGGAAAUGUCAGAACUGCUCAGUAGGGAAAACACAACUCUUGCUCCUGGACAAAAUUAAGAGCUCCAAAAGUAUAAAAACAUGUGAUGAUGUGUCCUUGUUCAGCCAUUCCACAUAUUAAAACUGUGUGUACAUUAUUUUUUUGAUUCAUUUACGUAAUGAAAAAGAGAACACAGUCCAUAUAUAGUAUAUCCUUUUGUCAUUUUCUCAUAGCGUUUUUUUUAAGGUGAUUGUUUUUUUUAAGAAAAAAUGUUUAAUUUCCUGGUUUGAUUCCUGUUUUCUUUUGCAAGUAGACGCCUGAGUUUAAUUCAAACCUCCCAAAGUCGAGCAACAUGUAGCAUCAUGAGAAACAAGACGGUGAUGUGUCAUUCCAGUCGGUUUAUUUUCACCUGAGAUUUUGAUGUUCUGCACUGAACUGCUCUUAGAGUCCAUUGUUUUUUUUUGUUUUUUUUUUAAAUUACUUGUUUUAACUCCAUUGUCUUGGCCCCAUCACCCUGCCUACAUAUUUUUGGUUGUACUGUCAAAUCAGCUUAUUUGGGAAUGUUAACGUUUAGGUAAAAUAAACAUAUCUAAGCACUGUGACAAAACGGGUUCAUUAUAUGAACAAUAUUUCAUUGAAAUCAGCGUCUUGGUUCACUGAUCAAUACACACUAAGGAUUAUUCUGUGUUUCUUUUCCACCUGGUUUGUGCUUUUCAUCCAAAUUAUUGUGAAGUGUAUUAAUACAUGUUGCCAUGGCAGCUCUGCUGUCGGUGACAGGGGAAGGUCCUUGUCACUUCUUUCCUCCAAUUAAAUUCCCCCGCUGCCUGCUG